AAGAGCCGAAACAAACAACUGAAUCCUACGUUUUUGUCUUUUUAUGUGACCUUUUAACCAUCUCACUUGCCCCCUCGAUCCUACAUAAAUCGCCACCAGUGAAGCAUCUUUCAAUCUCUCUCUCUCUCUCUCUGUCUCGAGUCGCCUCAUAAAUAUCUCCUUUUGAGCUGACUCGGCCCGAGUUUGAGUUCUCAACAGAAAAUGAGCGACCUGGAUCGUUCUCGUGCUUUUUUCAAUGACGUUAAGCGUCUCAUUAUCAAGGUUGGGACCGCUGUUGUAACUCGAGCGGAUGGAAGAUUAGCCCUUGGAAGAUUAGGGGCACUUUGCGAACAGAUUAAAGAUUUGAGUUCUCUCGGAUACGAAGUUAUCGUGGUGACAUCGGGUGCUGUUGGACUUGGUCGCCAAAGGCUUAAAUAUCGAAGAUUCGUCAACAGCAGUUUCUCUGAUCUCCAAAAACCACAAGUCGAUCUAGAUGGGAAGGCCUGUGCAGCUGUUGGACAAAACAGUCUCAUGGCUCUAUAUGAUACAUUGUUCAGUCAGCUGGAUGUAACAUCAGCACAGCUUCUUGUGACCGAUAGGGAUUUCAAGAAUAAAGAUUUUAGAAAGCAACUGGAUGAGACAGUGCAAUCACUGUUAGCUUUGAGGGUUAUCCCUAUAUUUAAUGAGAAUGAUGCAGUCAGUACUAGGAAAGCUCCAUAUGAGGAUUCUUCUGGAAUAUUUUGGGAUAAUGACAGUUUAGCAGCUUUGCUGGCUCUGGAGUUAAAAGCUGAUCUUCUUGUUCUGCUGAGUGACGUAGAAGGUCUUUACAGUGGCCCUCCAAGUGACCCGCGUUCAAAGCUUAUUCACACAUACAUUAAGGAAAUACAUCAGAGUGAAAUUACUUUUGGAGACAAGUCUAGGGUGGGUCGAGGGGGCAUGACUGCCAAAGUAAAAGCUGCUGUCAAUGCAGCUUAUGCUGGCAUCCCUGUUGUUAUAACCAGUGGGUAUGCACCUGAAAACAUAAUUAAAGUCCUUCAAGGAGAGCGUGUUGGCACCCUCUUUCAUCAAGAUGCACAUUUGUGGGCCCUAGAUAAAGAAGUUGGUGGACGUGAGAUGGCAGUUGCAGCAAGGGAAAGUUCCAGAAGGCUCCAGGCCUUGUCUUCACAAGAUAGGAAAAAGAUUUUGCUGGACGUAGCUGAUGCCCUAGAAGCCAAUGAAAAACUGAUCAACAUUGAGAAUGAAGCUGAUGUUGUUGCUGCACAAGAGGCUGGAUUGGAGAAAUCUUUGAUAUCUCGGCUGGCUUUAAAGCCUGGGAAGAUUAAGAGUCUUGCAAACUCUAUUCGUGUGCUUGCUAACAUGGACGACCCAAUUGGUUGUAUUUUGAAGAAAAUUGAGCUGGCAGAUGGACUCAUCCUGGAGAAAACCUCAUCUCCUUUAGGUGUUCUCCUAAUUAUUUUCGAGUCUCGACCAGAUGCUCUAGUGCAGAUAGCUUCAUUGGCAAUCCGAAGUGGGAAUGGACUCCUCUUGAAAGGAGGAAAGGAGGCCAAGAGGUCAAAUGCAAUUUUGCACAAGGUAAUCACUACAGCCGUCCCAGACACUGUUGGUGGAAAACUUAUUGGGCUAGUGACUUCAAGAGAUGCAAUUCCUGAUCUGCUUAAGCUUGAUGAUGUUAUCGAUCUUGUGAUCCCAAGAGGCAGCAGUAAACUUGUUUCUAAAAUCAAGUCAUCCACUAAAAUUCCUGUUCUUGGUCAUGCUGAUGGCAUUUGUCAUGUCUAUGUCGAUAAGUCUGCUGACAUUGAAAUGGCAAAGCGAGUUGUCUUGGAUGCCAAAGUAGAUUAUCCAGCAGCUUGCAACGCAAUGGAAACACUUCUUGUGCAUCAGGAUUUGGUGCGUAGUGGUGGGCUCAAUGAGCUUAUUGCUGAUCUUCGCACUGAAGGCGUUACUUUAUUUGGUGGACAAAGGGCAUGCAAGGAAUUGAACAUUCCAGAGGCCCAAACUUUCCAUCACGAGUACAAUUCUAUGGCCUGCACUGUUGAAAUUGUUGAUGAUGAGCAUGCCGCCAUUGAUCAUAUCCAUCGACAUGGAAGUGCGCAUACUGAUUGUAUAGUAGCAGACGACCAUGAUGUUGCUGAAGUGUUUCUACGUCAAGUUGACAGCGCUGCUGUUUUUCAUAAUGCAAGCACAAGAUUCUGCGAUGGGGCUCGAUUUGGAUUAGGUGCAGAGGUCGGAAUAAGCACAAGCAGGAUUCAUGCUCGAGGCCCUGUUGGGGUUGAAGGAUUGUUAACUACUAGAUGGAUUCUCAGAGGUUGUGGACAAGUGGUGAAUGCUGAUCAAGGGGUGAUUUACACCCAUAAGGAUAUAACAAUGUAAGCAGCCUGUAAGGUAGAAGUUGAUGGCGAUAGUGAACAGCAUGCCUUGUGCAUUUGUGUCUUAUUUUUUCUAUUUUAAUUGCUGUUAUUAUUAUUAUUAUGCAGACGUGUCUUUUAGGCAGUUAUCAGAUAAGUCUCAAUUAUUUUCUUGGCCUGUUGACCAUUAGCAAUUCCAGUUAGUCUCAAGAUUGAUGA
Messenger RNA from Populus euphratica (Euphrates poplar), 2543 nucleotides. Lineage: Eukaryota; Viridiplantae; Streptophyta; Magnoliopsida; Malpighiales; Salicaceae. The record is from RefSeq and is a predicted model, not a curated record.